AUGAGGAAGAUUACGACAGCCAAUGAGUCUGAGCGACUGAACUUACCACGAAAUAGAGCACGGCAAGGAGAUGCGAGCUGCUGGAGCCACCACUGGACUCGCCGAGUAGGAGUCGAAGGCGCCCUUGUCGCCUCGCAGCCGAGGAGGGCCUGCCCUGGCGGCCUCCGGACGGCGCGACCAGCAACGGCAACCUGCCCGGCGGCGCGGCCCUGCCCCGGCAGCCAGAAGGCAUCGUGGCCAGACCUGGCGCAGCCCUGCCCCGGCGUCGGACGGGCGGAUCUACCAGCUCCAGCGGCCAGCCCAGACGGAGGUGCUUUGCCCGGCACAACUUCUUCCCCGGCGGCCAGCCCUGGGUGGCGCGGCCAGCCCCGAAGGCAGUGCUAUGCACGGCUUGCAUUCUUCCCCGACAUCUACGGCAAGGAACCAUGGCGGGUUGGAGGAUUGGAGCUGGGGCGGAGUACGGAGAGGAGCUGGAGAGAAAUGGGGAAGACAGUGAAUUGUGAUGCGCAGCUGUAG
This is a messenger RNA of Miscanthus lutarioriparius, 516 nucleotides long. NCBI's taxonomy places the organism in Eukaryota, Viridiplantae, Streptophyta, Magnoliopsida, Poales, Poaceae. The record is from the annotation of a GenBank genome assembly.